AUGGCCGUCGCCGCCAGCAGCGCCCCUAUCAUCCUCCCCCGGCGGCGGCGGCGGCGGCGGGUGGGUCGGUGCGCGGCCUCCUUCUGGCUGGCGCUGGCCUUCGACGCGGUGGGCCUGGCCAUCCUGCUGGGCGGCGUCUUCGCCGACGUCUUCUUCUCCGACCUGCUCAUCUACGGCGGGGGGAUCGGCAUCUUCCUCAGCCUCGUCUGGUGGGUCUUCUGGUACGUGGGCAACCUGGAGGUGCCGCCGGCCGAGCUGCAGGACGACGUCGGGCUCUCCGGGACGACGCCGCGGGCCAGGAGGGUCCCCGCCGCGGGGGCGGGCGGCCAAGGGCUGGGGGGCAGCGUCCGCUCCCUCGGCCGCCGCGUCUCCGGCGCCUUCCACCGCCCUCGCGGCGGCGCCUCCAACCCCCGAGUCGUGAUUGUUCGCUCGACGGCCGCCGUGGCGCUGGAGCUGGAGCCGGUCUGCGGGAAAGAAGUUGUGAGCAAGUAA
Gekko japonicus is the source of this 492-nucleotide messenger RNA. RefSeq names its product transmembrane protein 238-like. Lineage: Eukaryota; Metazoa; Chordata; Lepidosauria; Squamata; Gekkonidae. The transcript has a single exon. Bases 1 to 492 code for a protein of 163 amino acids. The record is from RefSeq and is a predicted model, not a curated record.